AUGCCCACUUGCAAGAUACAAGGACAAAUAUAUCAUUUGCAUGGUUCAAUGGUGCCAACACCAGAUGAACCGCAUCAAUUUCUGCAAAUAUAUUUCAUUUCGUCGAUGGUGGAUCAGCUGAAUGUGCGGUGCAAUAUACAGGGAACACAACAGUUAAAGAGACGAAUUAUUGAACAGUUGCAGGCAUUUUUUCACGCUAAUAAUGCUGUGUGUUAUAUUGAUUUUAGCGCGGAAGAAGAGCAAAUGACACUGGGUGAAAAAAUGGUAUUAGCCCUUUGCAAGACAAUUCAUACUCCAGGAUGUGCUGUUUAUUUCGAUAACUAUUUCACAACGCUCGACUUGAUCUGGUAUCUACGUGAACACAGGGGGAUUUUCAGCCUCGGAACCAUAAGGCAAAACCGACUCAAAGGUUGCAAGGGACUGUUAAGUGACAAAGAACUUAAGAAAAGAGGAAGAGAUUCAUUUAGCCAAGUUGUAGACAACGAUAGAAAGAUAGCUAUUGUCAAAUGGUACGACAAUAAAGUCGUAACUUUGGCCUCUUCUUAUGCAGAUGCUUACCCAGUUCACGAAAUCAAGAGAUGGAGCAAAGAACAGAAAAAGAAACUUGGUGUCACGUGUCCGCAGUUAGUUCGACAUUACAAUCAACAUAUCGACGUAGGAAAGCAUAUUUGCUCAAAUAUGCUUUCCUACGUCGAUAUGGGAGGCGUUGACUUGUGCGACAUGUUGAUAGCUCUGUAUCGAACAUCUUUCAAGAGCCGUCGUUGGUAUAUGAACAUCUUUGGGCAAAUGUUAGAUAUAGCGGUUAACAAUGCUUGGCUACUUUACAGGAGAAAAUGCAACAUGAAUAGCCAAAAAAACAUAAGCCUGAAAAAGUUUAGACAGAGGUUGGCAAUUGAAUUGAGGCAAAAUAGAAGAUCAAUUGAGAGGGAACCACCAAGCCCUUUGCCGAAAAAAGCGCUGAUCCAAAACCCAAGUGCACCAAGGCCCCCAGUUCCUGUGCGAUAUGAUGGCUACCACCACUGGUCUGAGUAUACGACAUAUGGACGUUGCAAGUUCUGUAAGCACAAUAAAACGAACAUACAUUGUUCCAAAUGCAAGCAGAGGUUGUGCUUAGUGACCAAACGAAAUUGCUUUUAUAAUUUUCACAAUAAGUAA
This is a messenger RNA of Pieris macdunnoughi, 1155 nucleotides long. The record is from the annotation of a GenBank genome assembly. Lineage: Eukaryota; Metazoa; Arthropoda; Insecta; Lepidoptera; Pieridae.